GGUGUCCAGUGUCCGAGAGACUAGAAGUGCAUACAGCUCUCGAGAGAAUUCGAGCCUCGUUAUUGAGACCACGCUGCGUGUCGACGAUAUUCCAAGGUUCAUCCCCAAUCUUGAGGACCUCAAGCUGAGGAAGCUUGCCGACUACAAAACUGUGGUUCUGAUCGAUGAUUCCAUUUCUGUUGGUGUUACUUUCCUUGUAACAUGACUUAGAUGUUCUGAUCUACCUCAUUUAGAUGGCCGAAGAACAAUCUUGGACCCUUGUCCGUGGAGCUCUGGCGGGAAUAGCUGAUCUUGCGAAUCAGUAUGGCUCUCAAGGAAUUGAUUUGCACUUCUUGCACCAGGAGCAUUACCAUCAAAACAUCAAGACGAGCCACGAGGUUCAACAAAUUUUCGAUCAAAUGGCCCCUAACGGUCCAGAAACGCCAACUGCUGCGAAACUGGAGGAGCUUAUCAACACCUACCUCCCCCUCGUGGAACGCAAAUUCCCUCGACACAACCCUAUCGAUAUUAUCGUCAUUACUGAUGGUGUCGCAACUGAUCAGCAGGCCCUCCCUGAGGUUAUCGUCAGUGCAGCUCAGCGCCUGGAAAGAAGCCAAGUUCCAGAGGGAAUGUUUGGCAUCCAGUUUGUACAGAUUGGCACAGACGCGGAGGCUGCUUUGGCAUUGCGCGCUCUAGACGACCACCUCGAGCAGCAGUACAAAGUCAGAGAUAUCGUGGAUACCACACCUUACGAUCCUCAACAGGGCGCGUUCAAUACCGAUUACAUGCUGAAGAUCCUGCUUGGUGGUGUGAAUAAGGUUCUUGACAAUGGAGGUCCUGUGCCGAGCGAGUUGCUCUCUAUUCCAGUCCCAUACGGGCCGAGGUAAUCGAUCCGUCUCGGACUCUCAGCAUUGAAUUUCCCGAAAUGUCUGUGUCGUAU
Suillus fuscotomentosus is the source of this 919-nucleotide messenger RNA. RefSeq lists its product as uncharacterized. NCBI's taxonomy places the organism in Eukaryota, Fungi, Basidiomycota, Agaricomycetes, Boletales, Suillaceae. The transcript has 6 exons. The record is from RefSeq and is a predicted model, not a curated record. The coding region runs from base 234 to 866 and encodes 210 amino acids.